GGAAGAAUGAAAGCACACACCAGCUCUUAAUUCAGCCCAGAGACCGAGCAGAGACGAUUUCUCUGCAGCUCUAAAAUAAUAACAUUUUUAAAGGGGAUUGGACCAGAGCUCUGCCAUGUGUAUGCUGCUUACAUACUAAAGAAAAAUAAAAUUGCAGGUCCUGUAUUGCAUUCUAGGUGUCUACAAUUCUCUAAAAGAGCAUGCAUUCGCCAACCCACUCAUCUGGCUCAAUUGAAGUGGAAAGAAAAUUUGUUCCAGGCCCCCAAGUUGAGGAUAAACUGCACAGUUUGGGAGCAAAGUUGCAGAAUGAACUAACAUUCAGAGAUUCUUAUUAUGACACCCCUGACUGUCGGCUAACACUGGGUGAUGUCUGGUUGCGGCGAAGGGAAGACAGCUGGGAGCUCAAAUACCCACCACAACGGGGAACCAGAGGCCUGAACGGAGCCUCUACACAGUACCUGGAGCUGAAUUGUGAAAGAGAUAUUGCCCACAGGGUGAGUGAAGAACUCAAUAUCCCAUGCCCUCAUAGCCUGGACUUAUUGGAACUGCAGGAGUUUGCCAGCUUUGUGACAAAGAGGCGUAGAUUUGAGCUUCCACCAAGAAAUGGGUCUAAGCAUAAGGUGGUUGUGGACCUAGAUACAGCAGAUUUCGGUUUUUCUGUGGGCGAGGUAGAGGUUUUGGUGGAGACACAAGAAGAAGUGCAGAGUGCCCUUAAGGAAGUGGAAGAAAUCUGCAAGAAGUUAGGUGUACUCAGCGAUUCUCCAGUUCCAGGGAAAAUGUCAACAUUUCUCAAGAUUAAUCGAGCAGAUCAUUACAAGCAGCUUCUGGAAGCACAUGUUCUAUAAAGUGUUAUACACAAACAAUAGCAACCUAGAAUAAUGCCCUCCAAACCAGUAUAACAUUGCCAUGCCUCAUGUUAGUUGUAGUUCCACGUACAUGCAUAAAGCUACAACAAUAUAAA
Xenopus laevis (African clawed frog) is the source of this 961-nucleotide messenger RNA. It is a transcript of the gene thtpa.S, whose product is annotated as thiamine triphosphatase S homeolog. Gene Ontology annotation, molecular function: thiamine triphosphate phosphatase activity; magnesium ion binding. Lineage: Eukaryota; Metazoa; Chordata; Amphibia; Anura; Pipidae. Gene Ontology annotation, cellular component: cytoplasm. Gene Ontology annotation, biological process: thiamine metabolic process; thiamine diphosphate metabolic process. The record is from RefSeq and is marked provisional.